GGCAGGUGGCGGCACGCGGCCGAUCGCAGGCUCCCGGGCCGCCCGCUUCCCGUGCGAGCCCUUUAAGGCGGCCGGCGCGGCGGAAGCGCGUGGCUGCACUGGGCGCCCUCGGCGGAGCUGCGUGGCCAUGGAUGUGGGCGCCGACGAGUUCGAGCAGAGCCUCCCUCUGCUGCAGGAGCUCGUCCUGGGCGCGGACUUCGUGGGUCUGGACAUAGAGUUCACGGGCCUUCGUUCUAACCAGUCCCGGCCCCAGCAGAUCAGCCUGUUCGACCUGCCCUCGGAGUGGUAUCUAAAGACCCGUCAGAGUGUUCAGCAAUUUACAAUCUGUCAGAUUGGAUUGUCUGUGUUUUCCAGUAUUGAAGGAGAGUCAAACAAGUAUGUAGCCCAUUCGUGUAACUUCUUUCUCUUCCCCACGACGUUUGGGGUUUUGGAUUCGGAGUUCUCUUUCCAGGCUUCCAGUGUCCAGUUUCUGAAUCAGUAUGGCUUUGACUACAACAAGUUUCUCAAAAACGGGAUCCCAUAUAUGAAUGAAGAACAGGAGAAGAAAAUCAAACACAACAUCCUGACUGGGAACUGGAAAGUUCGCAGUUCUCUGGAUAAAGACCAGAUCAAGGUGGUGAUUGAUGAGGUGACACGGUGGCUGGACCUGGCGGAGGAGGGCGACUGGAUGACUCUCCCUGGUAUUGCUGGCUUCCAGGCCUUUGAGAUCCAGCUGGUGCUGAGGCAGGCCCUCCCCAACAUCUGGACGGUCCUGAGAGACCAGGGGAUAAUAGUGAAAAAAGUGAGCAAACAGCAUCGCUGGUACCUUGAGAACACCUCCUGCGAUCGAGAGAGCUGUUGGAAGGAGAAGAUUCUUCUCUCUGCGAGGGGUUUUUCUGUGUUUUUCCAGAUGCUGGUGAAAGCCCAGAAGCAGCCCUUGGUGGGCCACAACAUGAUGACAGACCUACUGCAUCUGCACGAGAAGUUCUUCCGGCCGCUUCCAGAAAGCUAUGAUCAAUUUAAGCUGAAUAUCCACAGCCUAUUUCCUGUUCUCAUUGACACCAAGAAUGUGACAAAGGACAUCUGGAAGGAACUGAAUUUCCCAAGGGUUUCGAAUCUCUCAGAAGUUUAUGAAGUCCUAAACAGUGACUUGAAUCCUACCAAAAGUUCCGGGCCAGUGAUUAUUCACGCAAGCAAGUGCGAAAAAUACGCUGAGACCAAGUACCCCCACGAGGCUGCGUAUGAUGCUUUCCUCUGUGGCUCAGUUCUUCUGAAAGUGGCACAUUUGCUCCUGUGGAGAGUACAUGGGUGAGUGUUCCUUCCAUCCUGUUACGGGAACGGGGCUCGCUGGGUGUGAGCUAAGGCGCCCGGCUCCUGCGGCUGUCCCAAAGGGAGCGUGUGGGGCGCUAUGUACACGCAGUCCCUGCCCGGGGAAGCAGACUUCCUCCUCAGGGUGGCCUUCCCUGCUGGUCCUGGCCCCUGUGUUCCCACUGGGAAAACUCACGUGCCGGGAGGCUGAGGCGGUAAGGCCAGCUGUGGCUCCUGACCCCCGCCUCCGUGCCUCCCGGGGUGUAAGCUUGCUUUGUUACCUGCCUGUUCCUCAUCACUGUGUCACAGUGAGGUAGGAGGGCUGAGUGUCCAGGCCCAUAAGGGACCCCUCCUGGGGGUCCCCGCAGUCAGGCCGGGGAGAAGGGGAGGGACUUGGAAUCGGGCAUAUAGGAAAGCGUUUCUAAAACCCCAAAUUGGAAUGCGUGGCGACGUCAUCCUCGAUGUUUCCAGCAUCCGCUCAUAGGCGGUGACACCACACAUGAAAUACACAUUCUGUAGCGCCAGCUGGGUGUCCGUGUUUGUUGUGUAGGAUUUGGGCCAGGUGAGGAGCUCAUCAGAAUUGAAACACAGGGUCCUUGAGGCCGACUUGGAAACCUUUGCGGACUAGUGAAAGCUAAUAACUUUGGACUAAUCUGUUAACCGUGGUACUGCCUUUUUGUCUGUUUUGGUAAUGGACGUUAUGCAUAGCAAUCCUCUGUGACCUAUUGAUGUGAGGCUUAUAACUUAAAUAGGAAUUCCCCCCCUCUUGCUCCUCCCUGAGCUCUGACCGCAUCUCCGUGCUCCCCGGGAGGUACCCACGUGCCAGACGGUGAAGGCAGCUAACAGCCCGAAUGGCAGAAAAUCUCCUCCGUUCUUCUCCCUGUCUUCUAGAACUUUUCCGGUCCAGAUGACCCCAGUGUCCGACCUCCCAUCCUCCU
Messenger RNA from Panthera uncia (snow leopard), 2225 nucleotides. It is a transcript of the gene PNLDC1, whose product is annotated as PARN like ribonuclease domain containing exonuclease 1. The coding region runs from base 128 to 1291 and encodes 387 amino acids. Gene Ontology annotation, molecular function: RNA binding; poly(A)-specific ribonuclease activity. Gene Ontology annotation, cellular component: endoplasmic reticulum; cytoplasm. The record is from RefSeq and is a predicted model, not a curated record. The transcript is spliced from 15 exons. NCBI's taxonomy places the organism in Eukaryota, Metazoa, Chordata, Mammalia, Carnivora, Felidae. Gene Ontology annotation, biological process: nuclear-transcribed mRNA poly(A) tail shortening.